Molecule: messenger RNA, 1439 nt
Organism: Camelina sativa (false flax)
Lineage: Eukaryota; Viridiplantae; Streptophyta; Magnoliopsida; Brassicales; Brassicaceae
Source: RefSeq, a predicted model, not a curated record
GGUGGACUAGUUUUGGAAAGAUGGGUGAUUGUGAAAUUGCUUGUUACAGGAAAAAUCGGGAAUUGCUAAUUAUGGAUUACAAAAGGGAAGCUAACAAUAGAUUAACGAAUCAAAAAUUUGGUUAGGAUAGAAGCCAGCCUUGAUCUGUCGUUAAGAGAAUUACGACCCUUGAAGUUAUCUUCCCAACCAGCUUCUUUGUGAUUUUUGAGAGAGAAAAACAACAAAUCUGAUUUUCAUGAAUUCCAAAACAAAGCUCCAAUGUCGGAGCUGCUUCCUCCUCCUCCCCCUCCUCCUCCUCCUCAUCAUCAUCAUCCUACAGGGAGGGGUUGUGGAUUCGGCGAUCCCGCUUUGUUUUUCCCUGAGUUUGCUGCUAAGCAACGCGGUCUCGAAAGAGUUAUAGAGGAAGAUGGAGAAGGGGAAGAUAGCAGCUAUGGCAAAGGCUCUUUUGAUCUGAGUUCCAGGUUCUCUAGUCCUUGUAUCUCUCGUAACGGGUUUGAUGAUGUUGAUCAUCCUAGAAAGCUGCCUCCUUCUGGAUUGAGGGAGGAGUCUUCUUCGUCUGGUUUCAGAGAGGAUGAUGAAGCCGACAGGAGUAGAAACUCUGGUUCCUUUGUGGAUCGUAUCGGUCAGGAGGAGGAGGACAAGAGGUUAUGCGCCUCUGGAUGUUUCAGAAAAUGCUGCGCUUGGACCUGCAUGUUUGUUUCCAUUGUCCUUGUCAUCGUCUUGUUGACAGGGUUGACUGUGAACUCUUCAAUCAAAUCUAAACUGCCUCAGGUGCUUGUCAUGAAUCUCAAGUUCUCGAGACUUGAUGUCGUUAAAUCAGCGACGGAUCUUCUGAUGAAUGCGAACUUGAACACGGUUCUUCAGCUCUCUAACCAAAACGACAAGACAGUGCUUUAUUACAGCCCCAUGAAAGCUGAUGUCUCUUCUGAGAACAUAAACCUUGGAAAGAAAACGCUUCAUGGAUUUAAGCAGGACCCUGGUAACGUUACCUCUUUGAAGAUCCCGACUAGACUGAGAAAGUCCAAGGUUUAUGAUGUUGAUGCUACGUUGCUGACAAACAAAGAGAAGAAUCUUGAAGCUGUGGUUGAUGUGUACUUGAGAGGGAAAUUGAGUUUUGAUUGGUUGGGAUUUAGUGUUCAUAUACCAAUUGUUAUUGCUUGCGAGGAAGUGAAGCAGAGUGAUGUGAUAAAUGGACUCAAGCCAACGUGUGAUGUUCGAAUCUUUUCCCAAUGAAAACAAUGAGAGUGAUUGAAAUAAAUAAUACACAAAAGACCCUCUGAUCUUUGUUUUUGUUUUGUUUUGUUUUGUUGUUGUUGGUAAUUUUCUUGUUGUAGAUUGGAAACAUAGAAAAAGAGAAGUGAUUCAACUCUUGUUUCUCUAAAACUAACAUAACAUCAAGAGAAGUUAUUUAACCUUUGGUUUAUGUUUCCUGAACCAUU